UUCUCACGACGGCAGACGGCCUGCGUCCGCGGGGACUGUCAAUAUGAAUGAUGUCCUCCCCGGUCCCUCCUCUUCUAAGCAGCUGUUUCAACAAUGCCCCUCCCUCAGGCUCAGGACCCAGCCACUUCGCCACUGUCCCUCAUCCGCCGGUCUCGUCCAGAGUACAUUCGUUUACAGCCAAACAUCUCCACACAGUUCAACUUCGGCUCCUUUCGCAACGACUACCUCUCGCCCGACAUCGCCGCAUCCAACCUACGCUGUACGAAGUCCGACGGCAGAGGCCAUUGUGUUGUGCGCUCCGAGGACUACGGCUAUGGUCACCAGAGCACCUUCCUCAACCUGAACGAUAUGUUGGUCCCUCCGCCAUCCAUCACUCAGCAGGAGUUCCUUCGGAACACGGCUACUUGCCAGUUCCUCCAUUCCGCUGAGCCCGUCGCGUCAAUAUGUGGCCAUCAUCGCCGCGCGUCUUCUGGGUCACGGGAGCACCCUGGCAUGGGGAGUAUCUCCGGAUGGAGCAGUGGCGCGAGCAGCGCGUGCGCGAACCCAUACCUGUCGCCGUCGGCUAGCCCGCGACCUGGGUACAGGCUGUUACCGGACAUGGGCGGUAUGCCCGUGAACGUCAGCAUGACCGCCAUCAUGCACCGCACGCCGUCGAGGAUGAUGAUGACCACAGAUAUGACUAUGGACGGCGGCAUGGGCUCGAUGUCGAUGGACACGAACAGCGUGCCCGUGCACAUCGCGAAGGUGAAUGUGACGGCGCCGAGUACCGCGGAUGCGAGCCAGAAGCGGAGGAAGCAGCCGGCGAACUUUGUGUGUCCCGUCCCAGGGUGCGGAAGCACAUUCACGCGGCACUCAAUCUGAAGGGCAGCCUGAGCCCAGUGUAACGUGCUGUGUGCUAGGCAUAUUGCUUGAGUAGUACGUCCGCAAGAGACGGCGACUCGGAUGUACUAAUUGAUCUCGGAGUACAACACCGUCAA
Molecule: messenger RNA, 977 nt
Organism: Fomitopsis serialis
Lineage: Eukaryota; Fungi; Basidiomycota; Agaricomycetes; Polyporales; Fomitopsidaceae
Exons: 2
Coding region: 94-861 (255 amino acids)
Source: RefSeq, a predicted model, not a curated record